UCUGAAGCAGCGUGAACGCUUGGUAUAUUUAUAGUCAUCAGUUUUCGCACAUUGUAAUUUAUUAUAAAAAAGAACAAAAAGCAUCUCUGUGGUGACGUCUAAUUUUAGUUUGUUUGAGAAAAAAACGCUUAUUUACCUUUUAUAUAAGAGAAUUUAUUGAAAAUGGAUAUUUUAUUCAUAAGCAAGCGUAUUUAUCUUGGAAAAGGAGAUGGGUUUAUUAAUGGAGGAAUUAUUGUUUCUACAGAAGGAAUAAUACAAAGAAUUUUAAAAUCAAGUCAGGAAGUCAAUUCCUAUAUGUACAACACCGAAUCGGAAUCAGUAAUUGAUUUUGAAAAUAUGGUUUUAAUGCCGGGCCUUAUCGACACCAAUGUUCAUAUAAACGAGCCAGGACGAAAGGAUUGGGAGGGGUUUUUAACAGCAACAAAAGCAGCUGCUGCCGGUGGGUUUACUACAAUAAUUGAUCGUGCAACAAAUGCCAUUCCACCAACAACAAAUGCUGCUAAUUUAAAAACAAAGACGUCUAUUGCCCGGGGCAAAAUUUACGUGGACAUAGGUUUUUGGGGUGGCAUUGUUCCAGGAAACUUCAAUGAACUACCAGAACUUGCCAGCUCUGGAGUGAUUGGAUUCCAUUGCUCUCUUUGUCCCACAAAUUUGCCCGAAUUUGAAUACGUCACCAAAGAACAAGUUAAAGAAGCUAUUGAUAAACUAGAUGAUGGAGCAAUUAUUGCAUUUCAUGCUGAGAUGGAAAAAGUUACAACUUUUGUUCCCAAACCAAACGACGACAACGUAAAAAGCUAUGAAUCGUUUUUAAAAACUAGACCGCCAUCUAUGGAAAUUGAAGCAGUCAGCUGGAUAGCUGAUCUAGCUGAAUGCAAUAAAAAAAAACAUUUUCAUAUCCUGAAUUUGAGCGCUGCAGAAACUAUUCCCAUUAUUGAAAAAUCUCAGAAAAACAAAGCCAACCUUACUGCUGAGACGUGUCAUCACUAUCUAACUCUGUGCGCUGAAGAUGUAGAAGACUGUCAUACAGAGUUCAAAACAUGCCCACCUAUACGUCCGAAAGCCAAUCAGGAAAAACUUUGGAAAGCUAUUCAAGACAAAACUAUCAAUAUGGUUGUAUCCGAUCAUUCACCAGCUACUCCCGGUGUCAAGUGUCUUAACUAUGGAAAAACUAGAGGAGAUUUCUUAAAAGCAUGGCCAGGAGUUGCUUCGUUACAAUUUGGUCUAUCAAUAUUUUGGACAAAUUGUCAAAAGUAUGGCUUAGGUCUUGAGGAUGUUUGCCGAGUUAUGUGUGAGAGUCAAGCCAAUAUGUGUGGCAUUCAAAACUUUAAAGGAAAAAUUGAAGAAGGCUAUGAUGCCGAUUUUUGUGUUUGGGACCCUGAGGAGGAGUUUUUGGUUUCACCCGAGAUCAUACAAUUUCGAAAUAAGGCAAAUCCGUACAUGAAUACAAAAUUACGUGGAGUUGUUCAUGCAACCGUCGUUCGAGGUCUACACGUAUUCCAAAAAUAUGAAGGUUUUGGACAACCACUGGGAAAAGUUAUUCUAAGGAAAACAAGUAAAAAAGUUGUAAAGUUUGUAAGACUUUAAAAACAAGUAUUCACAAUAAAAGUUGUUCCAGUUGAUGAAUGUUUUCAAAUUGAUUAA
Episyrphus balteatus (marmalade hoverfly) is the source of this 1641-nucleotide messenger RNA. RefSeq names its product allantoinase. The record is from RefSeq and is a predicted model, not a curated record. Gene Ontology annotation, molecular function: allantoinase activity; zinc ion binding; cobalt ion binding. The coding region runs from base 163 to 1584 and encodes 473 amino acids. Gene Ontology annotation, biological process: purine nucleobase catabolic process; allantoin catabolic process. The transcript is spliced from 7 exons. NCBI's taxonomy places the organism in Eukaryota, Metazoa, Arthropoda, Insecta, Diptera, Syrphidae. Gene Ontology annotation, cellular component: cytoplasm.